This is a messenger RNA of Brassica napus (rape), 4380 nucleotides long. RefSeq lists its product as uncharacterized. The record is from RefSeq and is a predicted model, not a curated record. NCBI's taxonomy places the organism in Eukaryota, Viridiplantae, Streptophyta, Magnoliopsida, Brassicales, Brassicaceae. Gene Ontology annotation, molecular function: nucleic acid binding. Gene Ontology annotation, biological process: DNA integration. Bases 1 to 4380 code for a protein of 1459 amino acids. The transcript is spliced from 4 exons.
AUGGACCAACUGCUGAAAGGAAACCAGAGCCAGGUUUUCAUAAUGGAAGAAGCAACUCCUGAGAAAAAUGCGGGGGAUAAGGCGUUUGAAGCUGAGCAGGCAGGAGACGAUCAGCAGGAAGUGAGUUACGUAAAUGGACAAGGGUGGCAGCUGAAGAAUUAUCACCCAAACCCUAACGUAAGGAACAAUCCACAACUCUUCUGGCCUAAGCAGGACAAACAAGUUGAUCCGGCGCAGAACAACCAGGGCCAGUAUUCGGGAUAUCAGAAGAACUAUCAGCCCCGAACAUAUGUUCUAAGCCAACCGCAGAGCAAUCAGCCUCAAAUACAGAACCACCAGAACACUCAAGUCGCUACCUCCACCCCUGUCGCUGUUCCGCAAGAUGAAACUAAAACCAUGCUGCAGCAACUCCUCCAAGGACAACAGCUCCAAGGGAAAGCGCUGAACCAGGUCACCACUGAGAUCAAUACUAGGAUGAACCAUAUGUUCGGAGACCUGAGCACCAAAUAUGAUAAUGUCGCAAGCCAUAUGAGACAGAUGGACAUUCAGAUAGCUCAGACUGCCGAGAGUGUCAAGAGACAGCAAGGUACUCUACCUGGUAAAACAGACAAAAACCCCAAGGAGUGCAAUGCGGUUCAGCUAAGAAGCGGGAAGCAACUUUCCGAGCCAGAAAGGAGAAGGUUCACCGCGGCUGAGAAAGGCAAGCAGAAAGAGUCAGAGCAACCGCUAGCCGACCAAGCAGAUGAGGGGAAUACAGAGCCGGUAGUCGAAACAGCCUCGCCACGCUCAGAACAACCGGCUGAAGCAGUGCGCCCGAUUCCAGAGGCUGUUCCUCCUCGCGAAUACAUUCCAAAAGUCCCUUACCCUGUUCCAGCGAAGGUCACUCGUAAGGACAAGGAGGAAAUAAAAUGCAGGAAGAUGCUGGAAGAUCUAACCGUCCGACUUCCCCUGAUGGAUGCGAUUCAGAUGAUGCCCUCCAUGCGUAGCUUUAUGAAGGGGUUGAUCUCAGGGAAAAUAUCAGACGAGAGCGAGUUCAUGACAGUUUCCAAGGAAUGCAGCGCAGUGCUUCAGAACAGGCAAAUAAAAAAACGAGGAGAUCCCGGCAAAUUUGUCCUCUCUAUUCAGAUUGGGAAGACAGUUUUCGCCUGCUCCUUGGUGGAUCUUGGGUCUAGCGUGAAUCUAAUGCCCUACUCUGUCGCUUUACGACUCGGAUACACGCACUUCAAACCAACUAAGAUGUCCUUGGUUUUCGCAGACAGAUCAGUCAAAUCUCCUGUUGGUAUUCUAGAGGAUCUCCAAGUGAAAGUAGGGAACACCACUGUUCCAGCAGACUUCGUUGUUCUGGAAUUGGAAGAAGAGUCUAAGGACCCCCUCAUCUUGGGAAGACCAUUCUUAUGUACUGUCGGAGCUAUCAUUGAUGUGCGACAGGGAAAGAUUGAUCUGAAUCUUGGGGACAUAGUUAUGCAAUUCGAAAUGGAUGAGUUGCUAAAGAAGCCGAUGUUGGAUGGACAAACCUUUGAGGUCAAUGAAGGGGUUGAUCCGCUCCAACCACAAGAAGGAAUGAUCGAGGAGAUUCUUACCGAAGACCCACUGGAACUUGCACUGGUGCGUGCUGAAGCCGAGCAGAGUAUGGUGAACAUUGAUGCAGAUGGAUAUGCCAAGAUGCUUGACUCCGCAAGGAGUAUGGGGAGAAUGGUAGCAAGUCUAAGUCUGGGGGAGGAUAUCAACAGGCGCGAGACCACUCCAUCUGGAGCGACCCCUAAACCGGACCAACCAGAGGAUCCCUGGAGCGAGCUCAAGGCUCCCAAAGUUGAGCUAAAACCCCUUCCCAAAGGGCUCAGGUACGCUUUCUUAGGUCCGAAUUCCACAUAUCCUGUCAUUGUGAAUGCUGAGCUGAAUAAUGUGGAAACUGCAUUGCUUUUAUGCGAGCUUAGAAAAUAUCGUAAGGCAUUAGGAUAUUCGCUAGCUGACAUCCCUGGUGUGAUCUAUGCGAUUUCUGAUAGUAAAUGGGUCAGUCCUGUUCAUGUUGUACCUAAGAAAGGUUUCUUUCAGAUUCCCAUCCAUCCAGACGAUCAGGAGAAGACGACGUUCACAUGUCCCUACGGAACGUACGCUUACAGGAGAAUGCCAUUCGGCUUGUGCAAUGCGCCAGCAACGGUUCUUAAAAGGUGUGAGGAGAAACACCUCGUACUCAACUGGGAGAAAUGCCACUUCAUGGUCACAGACGGGAUUGUUCUAGGGCACAAGAUCUCCGAGAAAGGAAUUGAGGUGGAUAAAGCAAAGAUCGAAGUGAUGAUGAGUUUGCAACCACCAGCAAACGUGAAGGCCAUCAGGAGUUUCUUGGGUCACGCUGGGUUUUACCGACGGUUUAUCCAGGAUUUCUCGAGGAUAGCAAGACCACUCACCAGACUGCUCUGUAAGGAGAUCAAAUUUGAUUUCGACAGUGAGUGUCUAGCUGCUUUCCACACCAUCAAGGGAGCUCUAGUCAGCGCACCCGUUGUGCAGCCACCAGACUGGGACCUACCCUUUGAAAUCAUGACUGAUGCAAGCGAUUUCGCAGUUGGAGCAGUACUUGGGCAGCGUAAGGACAAGAAACUUCAUGUGAUCUAUUACGCUAGCAAAACUAUGGAUGAAGCUCAGUGCAGAUACGCUACAACUGAGAAAGAGCUUCUGGCUAUUGUUUUUGCUUUCGAAAAAUUUAGGUCCUACCUAGUGGGAUCUAAAGUGAUUGUGCACACAGACCAUGCUGCUCUUAAGUACCUGCUCACCAAGAAAGAUGCGAAACCGAGGUUGUUAAGGUGGAUUCUUCUUCUCCAAGAAUUUGAUCUAGAGAUAAAAGACAAGAGAGGUGUCGAGAAUGGGGUCGCUGACCAUCUAUCCAGAAUGAAGAUUGAGGACGACACAACUCUUGAUGAGGAACACCCAGUUGAACACGUCAACGCGAUUGGUCUGUGUUACGCGGAACAAUCUAUAAGAACCGCAUCAGACUGCUCCAGCAUCGCGAAACAACCUCCGAGGAAGGCGCCCGAUUGUUCUCAUAUCUCGAGACAUCCUGUCGCCUUGAUCCAAAAGCAAUAUCCUCACCUCCCAUGGUUUGCUGAGAUUGCUAACUAUCUAGCUGCUGAAAAGCCACCACUUAAGUUCACAGGAAACGAUAAGAGGAAAUUCCUGAGAGAAGCUAGGCGUUAUGUUUGGGAUGAACCGUUCUUGUACAGACAAGGCAAGGAUGGUUUGUUCAGAAGGUGUGUUCCAGAGGCAGAUAUCCCAGGAAUUCUGCACCACUGCCAUGGUUCAUCUUACGCAGGUCAUUUUGCUGCAUUCAAAACGGUUUCUAAAGUCCUCCAAGCAGGAUUCUGGUGGCCGACUAUGUUCAGGGAUGCUCAAGCCUACGUAGCCAGAUGCGAUGCAUGCCAGCGACUUGGGAACAUCAGCAAAAGGAAUGAGAUGCCUCAGAAUUACAUUCUAGAGGUUGAGGUAUUCGACUGUUGGGGAGUCGAUUUCAUGGGACCAUUCCCUGCGUCCUUCAAGAACGAGUACAUCCUUGUCGCCGUUGACUACGUGUCUAAGUGGGUAGAAGCAGUAGCAAGCCCUACGAACGAUGCAAAAGUGGCGACUAAGAUGUUCAGCUCAAUCAUAUUCCCAAGGUUCGGAGUGCCUAGGGUCGUAAUCAGCGAUGGUGGAACACACUUCAUCAACAAGGCAUUUCAGGGCCUUUUAAGGAAGAAUGGAGUGAACCACAAAGUGGCAACCGCUUACCAUCCACAGACGAGCGGACAAGUUGAGGUGUCCAACAGGGAAAUCAAAAGCAUCCUGCAGAAAACUGUCAACACUUCACGAAAGGACUGGUCGCUUAAGCUGGACGAUGCGCUAUGGGCCUACAGAACAGCCUACAAGACGCCGCUAGGAACGACCCCCUACCACCUUGUGUAUGGUAAAGCAUGUCACCUCCCCGUCGAGCUUGAAUACAAGGCCGCAUGGGCAGUCAAGCUACUGAAUUUUGACAUCAAGCCAGCGACCGAGAGACGCAUGAUCCAGAUUCAUGAACUGGAGGAGAUAAGGCACCUCGCCUAUGAAAGCUCCAAAAUCUACAAAGAGAAAACCAAGGCCUACCAUGACAAGAGGAUCAUUGCCAGACAAUUCGAACCCAACGAUAAGGUCUUGCUUUUCAAUUCAAGGCUGAGACUGUUCCCAGGGAAGUUGAAGUCUAGAUGGUCCGGGCCUUUCACUGUUAAGGAAGUUCGACCCUACGGAGCAGUUGUGCUAUUAGACAGAAAAGGGGACGAGUUUGUAGUGAAUGGACAGCGCGUCAAGCACUACCUUGCUGACUCCACUAUCGCAGAGGGAGAAGAGAUUCCCCUAAGCGAGCCCCCAUCAGCCUGA